ACAUGAUUAUAGAUAAGUUGCCUGUAAAUUGCUCUUGCAACUUGUCAUUUGUCUUUUCCUGUUAACGGUCUCUGGCUUCCCUCGCAGUUCAGAGCUUGGUUGAUAAGUUAUCUGUCUGUUUAUCAGUAAGUGUUGUUACAUUGUAUAUAUGUAUAUAUAGUGAAAUAUUAUAUAUAUAUAGGAUGUUAGUAUAUAUUUCAAACUAUACUGUUUCAUUUCAUGCGACUGUCCGCAAAUUGCUUGCGCAAAUAUUUUUCCAGCGUAAUUUAUUAACAGGUUUUUGCGCGAGCUUUGCCGCGGCAUUAGUGAAAGCGAGAAAGCAUCUUAACUAGAUUUUGUUGUACUGUAGAUUAUUUAUAUUUGAUGUUGGGAUUUUUAUUUAGAUAGGUUGUCUAUACUAGCGUGUGUCUUAGUCGGCAAACCCAAAUCACUGAAAAUGCUGUCGGGAAGAUUAAUUGCUGAAUCAAUGCUGAAAAACGAAUUUCUGAGUGUAGGGCCACCGAGAGAGAGAGAAGGGGGGGGGGGAUUUCCUCCCGAGCCCCCAGCUGAAAAGGGGCUCCUAUAGAACGACGGGCCAAAUUUUGCAUGGGUGGGGGCCAACAGGAGGACUGCUCCCCCCAGUAUAUAUGUUAAAAUAUGCCUUGAUUUGAAUUCUACCUAUCUCUAACAGAAACAUUCUCUCUUUUUCUCUAGGGCCACAAUCACACAUCAACAUCAAAAACCAGGCCUAAACUCAUAUUUCAAAUAUGACUGUUUCUAAUUUGACUAACAGUUCCUGUCCUGCGUUAGCAGAAGCCACGAAUGGUGAAAAAGCAGCGAAAACAUUGGCAUACGCUCUCGUCAUCUUCAUAGCGUUUCUCGGGAACGUUCUUGUAAUUGGCGUUGUUUACAAAAACAAAAAAAUGCGAACUAUCACGAAUUUUCAAAUCGUCAAUAUGUCUUUAGCUGAUAUAUUGAUCACUGUGGCCGCAAUGCCGGUAACGGUUUUUCAAAUAUACCAAGGAAGUCGUUGGCCUUUUGGAUUGGUCCCUUGUAAGCUGGUCGUUUUCCUGCAAGGUAGGUCUCAUUGAAAAUACUUUUAAAAAAUUUCCAUUUUAACUUAUUUGCAAUGGUUCCGUCCAGUGACGAGAUCUCAGAAAGAAUCUCAGAUCCCACUGUUCUCCAUGCCAUCCAGUCAUGAUCCAGUGAUCAGAAUGUUCCAUUGUCUUUUCAUUGUUUUGAAAAUCCCACUGUUCUCCAUGCCAUCCAGUCAUGAUCCAGUGAUCAGAAUGUUCCAUUGUCUUAUCAUUGUUUUGAAAAUCUCACUGUUCUCCAUGCCAUCCAGUCAUGAUCCAGUGAUCAGAUUGUUCCAUUGUCUUUUCAUUGUUUUGAAAAUCCCACUGUUCUCCAUGCCAUCCAAUCAUGAUCCAGUGAUCAGAAUGUUCCAUUGUCUUUUCAUUGUUUUGAAAAUCCCACUGUUCUCCAUGCCAUCCAGUCAUUUUCCAGUGAUCAGAUUGUUCCAUUGUCUUUUCAUUGUUUUGAAAAUCUCACUGUUCUCCAUGCCAUCCAAUCCUGAUCCAGUGAUCAGAAUGUUCCAUUGUUUUGAAAAUCUCACUGUUCUCCAUGCCAUCCAAUCAUGAUCCAGUGAUCAGAUUGUUCCAUUGUUUUGAAAAUCCCACUGUUCUCCGUGCCAUCCAAUCAUGAUACAGUGAUCAGAAUGUUCCAUCGUCUUUUCAUUGUUUUGAAAAUCCCACUGUUCUCAAUGUCAUCCAGUCAUGAUCCAGUGAUCAGAAUGUUCCAUUGUCUUAUCAUUGUUUUGAAAAUCUCACUGUUCUCCAUGCCAUCCAGUCAUGAUCCAGUGAUCAGAUUGUUCCAUUGUCUUUUCAUUGUUUUGAAAAUCCCACUGUUCUCCAUGCCAUCCAAUCAUGAUCCAGUGAUCAGAAUGUUCCAUCGUCUUUUCAUUGUUUUGAAAAUCCCACUGUUCUCCAUGUCAUCCAGUCAUGAUCCAGUGAUCAGAAUGUUCCAUUGUCUUUUCAUUCAUUGUCUUUUCAUUGUUUUGAAAAUCCCACUGUUCUCCAUGCCAUCCAGUCAUUUUCCAGUGAUCAGAUUGUUCCAUUGUCUUUUCAUUGUUUUGAAAAUCUCACUGUUCUCCAUGCCAUCCAAUCCUGAUCCAGUGAUCAGAAUGUUCCAUUGUUUUGAAAAUCUCACUGUUCUCCAUGCCAUCCAAUCAUGAUCCAGUGAUCAGAUUGUUCCAUUUUUCAUUGUUUUGAAAAUCCCACUGUUCUCCAUGUCAUCCAGUCAUGAUCCAGUGAUCAGAAUGUUCCAUUGUCUUUUCAUUGUUUUGAAAAUCUCACUGUUCUCCAUGCCAUCCAGUCAUGAUCCCGUGAUCAGAAUGUUCCAUUGUCUUUUCAUUGUUUGAAAAUCUCACUGUUCUCCAUGCUAUACAGUCACUUAAUGUCUUAUAAUUAACAAUUAUUGAAAUAUUUUUUAGGCAUUUCAGUAUCAUGCUCCGUAUUUACAAUGGCAUGCAUUGCUAUCGACAGAUUCUGUGCAAUCCUAUUCCCUUACAAGAGAUACAUAGACCAACGCCGUUGUAACAUCAUGAUUGGCUUAUGUUGGUUUUUGGCCGUUCUCCUCCAGUCCCCCACUUUAUAUGCGAUGAAGAUCAGUGUGGCGGCGAACCAAACUUCCUGCAUAGAAGACUGGGAACCACUCUUUGACAAUGAGUCAUCGCCUAAAAUAUACACUGUUAUCCUUUUUGUCUCCAUGUACAUGUUCCCUUUAUUGGUAAUCGCCAUUCUGUACACUGCUAUAAGUCAUUUCCUGUGGCGGCAUAAGACUCCAGGCAGUGAUGCGGCUAAGGCGCGAAAGGACAGGUCAAAAGCUGCCAAGGUUAUAAAAAUGCUGGUAAUAAUUGUCGUCAUUUUUGCGGUAUGUUGGUUGCCGAUAUUUGUGACACAAUUCGUGAUGUUUUUUGCUGAGCCAAAGUGUGGAGUUUCGCCGUCUCUCUCUUUCAUUGGUUUCUUUUUAUCUCACGCGAACUCGGCUGUUAACCCAGCAAUAUACGGGAUAUUUAAUGAUAAUUUUCGUGCUGGCUUCAAGCAAUUGUUGAGGUCUUGGUUUUGUCCUUGGUUACCUGUGUCACGAUUCACAAGUGACAGUGGUGAGAGUGCCGAGAUGCAGUCGACCCUGCGAAAGGCCUGAGAACGAGUUGGAUGUAAAGCCCAGGACAUUCUCGUACCCAGAGCCCUUACGCGCGUUCGACCGAGCGCGACGAGGGGCUCUGGUCAAAUCCAUAACCGGAU
Messenger RNA from Paramuricea clavata, 3284 nucleotides. The record is from the annotation of a GenBank genome assembly. Lineage: Eukaryota; Metazoa; Cnidaria; Anthozoa; Malacalcyonacea; Plexauridae.